AUGGAGGCCGAGCUCACCGCCACUCGCCGUGCGAAGCAGGAGGAGAUGGAAGCUCUUCACAAGGAGCGCGAGGAGGAGGAGAAGCAGCGCGCCGAGGCGGUCCGCAAGCAGCGCGAGGAGGCCCAGAAAAAGAAGGAGGAGGCGCAGAAGCAGCGCGAGGGGGAGAUCAAGCGCCGCAAGGCAGAACUGGAGGCCGAGAAGCAGAAGCUGAAGGAGCUGCAGGAGGAGCACGAAAAAGAGACAGCCGAGGCCCGCAAGCGCCGCCAGCAAGAGGAGAAGCAGUUAAAGGCAAAGGCGGCGAAGAAGCACGAGAAGAGUCCUGCCACAGCGGACAAAUCCGCUGCCGCGACGAGCCGCCAGAAAGAGUUGACGGACUUGAAUGCGACGAAGAAGCGCAAAGAGGAGGAGGAGAAGCAGCGUGCUGAGGCGGUCCGCAAGCAGCGCGAGGAGGCCCAGAAAAAGAAGGAGGAGGCGCAGAAGCAGCGCGAGGAGGAGAUCAAGCGCCGCAAGGCUGAGGUGGAGGCCGAGAAGCAGAAGCUGAAGGAGCUGCAGGAGGAGCACGCAAAAGAGGAAGCCGAGGUCCGCAAGCGCCGCAUUGCCGAGGAGAAGGAAGCGAAGGCGAGGGCGGAGAAGAAAGCGGAAGAGAUGGAGGCCGAGCUCACCGCCACUCGCCGUGCGAAGCAGGAGGAGAUGGAAGCUCUUCACAAGGAGCGCGAGGAGGAGGAGAAGCAGCGCGCCGAGGCGGUCCGCAAGCAGCGCGAGGAGGCCCAGAAAAAGAAGGAGGAGGCGCAGAAGCAGCGCGAGGGGGAGAUCAAGCGCCGCAAGGCAGAACUGGAGGCCGAGAAGCAGAAGCUGAAGGAGCUGCAGGAGGAGCACGAAAAAGAGACAGCCGAGGCCCGCAAGCGCCGCCAGCAAGAGGAGAAGCAGUUAAAGGCAAAGGCGGCGAAGAAGCACGAGAAGAGUCCUGCCACAGCGGACAAAUCCGCUGCCGCGACGAGCCGCCAGAAAGAGUUGACGGACUUGAAUGCGACGAAGAAGCGCAAAGAGGAGGAGGAGAAGCAGCGUGCUGAGGCGGUCCGCAAGCAGCGCGAGGAGGCCCAGAAAAAGAAGGAGGAGGCGAGCUUCUUCCUUCGCCUUCUUCGUUUCUUCGCGCUGCUUGCGGACCGCCUCGGCGCGCUGCUUCUCCUCUUCCUCGCGCUCCUUCUCUGCCUGGUGGAACUGAAUUUCCUUGUUCUUCUUCUCGCCCUCCACAUCCUUCUGCGCCUUCGACACGUUCGCCUCACGCCUCUUACGGCGCUCGGCAUAGUUCUGGCGAAUUUUCUCGGCUCGCUCCUUAAUCGCCUUGGCCUCCGCCUCGCGGGCCUUGGCCACCUCUUCCGAGCGCUUCUGCGACUCCGCACGGCUCCUCUUCGCCUCAUCACUGGAGGCGCCUCUCUUGUUGCUCUUACGCAUCAGUCGCUUCUUUGGUUGAGCGGCGGGGACUGA
Leptomonas pyrrhocoris is the source of this 1485-nucleotide messenger RNA. RefSeq lists its product as hypothetical. The record is from RefSeq and is a predicted model, not a curated record. NCBI's taxonomy places the organism in Eukaryota, Euglenozoa, Kinetoplastea, Trypanosomatida, Trypanosomatidae. The transcript has a single exon. The coding region runs from base 1 to 1485 and encodes 494 amino acids.